Emys orbicularis (European pond turtle) is the source of this 1786-nucleotide messenger RNA. It is a transcript of the gene NRBP1, whose product is annotated as nuclear receptor binding protein 1. Gene Ontology annotation, molecular function: ATP binding; protein kinase activity. The coding region runs from base 3 to 1607 and encodes 534 amino acids. The transcript has 17 exons. Gene Ontology annotation, biological process: protein phosphorylation; intracellular signal transduction. NCBI's taxonomy places the organism in Eukaryota, Metazoa, Chordata, Testudines, Emydidae. Gene Ontology annotation, cellular component: cytoplasm; endomembrane system. The record is from RefSeq and is a predicted model, not a curated record.
UCAUGUCUGAAGGAGAAGCCAAGCAGGUUCCCAGCAGUGGUUCAGACACAAAGCCAGAAUCCACAUCUUCUGGGCCAGGAAUGACCUCUGUGUCUCCACCAGUGACUUCUGCAGCUCCGGCAGCACCCCAGGAGGAGGAGGAAGAGGAGGAGAGUGAAGAUGAGUCUGAAAUCCUUGAAGAAUCUCCUUGUGGACGGUGGCAAAAGAGACGUGAAGAGGUGAAUCAGCGCAACGUCCCUGGGAUUGAUAGUGCCUACCUGGCGAUGGAUACAGAAGAAGGUGUGGAAGUUGUUUGGAAUGAAGUUCAAUUUUCCGAGCGCAAGAAUUUUAAGCUUCAGGAGGAGAAGGUUAAAGCUGUCUUUGACAACCUGAUCCAGCUGGAACACUUGAAUAUUGUGAAAUUCCACAAGUACUGGGCUGAUGUAAAGGAGAACAAGGCCAGGGUGAUUUUCAUCACAGAGUACAUGUCCUCAGGCAGCUUGAAACAGUUCCUGAAGAAGACAAAGAAGAACCACAAGACAAUGAAUGAAAAGGCCUGGAAGCGCUGGUGCACCCAGAUCCUCUCUGCUCUAAGCUACCUCCACUCCUGUGAUCCCCCAAUCAUCCACGGCAACCUGACCUGUGACACCAUCUUUAUUCAGCACAAUGGACUGAUCAAGAUUGGGUCAGUGGCACCAGACACCAUCAACAACCAUGUGAAGACGUGUCGUGAGGAGCAGAAGAACCUGCACUUCUUUGCCCCAGAGUAUGGAGAAGUCACCAAUGUCACCACUGCUGUGGACAUCUACUCCUUCGGGAUGUGUGCGCUAGAGAUGGCAGUGCUGGAAAUCCAGGGUAAUGGUGAGUCAUCCUAUGUGCCCCAGGAGGCUAUUAACAGCGCCAUCCAGCUGCUGGAGGACCCCUUGCAGAGGGAGUUCAUUCAGAAGUGCCUGGAGCUGGACCCUGGGAAACGUCCCACUGCUCGGGAGCUCCUCUUCAACCAAGCUCUGUUUGAGGUGCCCUCCAUGAAGUUACUGGCCGCUCACUGUAUUGUUGGACACCAGCAUAUGAUUCCUGAAAACGCUCUAGAAGAAAUGACCAAAAACAUGGACAUGAAUGCAGUGCUAGCAGAGAUCAACCACACAGACAGGGAGGGGGUCAAGAUGAUCUUCUCCCAGUCCCCAGCACUGGAGCUGGACAAGUUCCUGGAGGAUGUGAGGAACGGCAUCUACCCACUCACAGCCUUUGGGAUGCCUCGGCCCCAGCAGCCCCAGCAGGAGGUAGUGAAGUCCCCCAUUGUCCCCCCGUCAGUGAAGACCCCAACGCCAGAACCUGCUGAGGUGGAGACCCGCAAGGUGGUGCUAAUGCAGUGUAACAUUGAGUCAGUGGAGGAGGGAGUCAAGCACCAUCUGACAUUGCUGCUGAAACUGGAAGACAAAUUGAAUCGACACUUGAGCUGUGACUUACUGCCCAGUGACAAUACCCAGGAGCUGGCAGCUGAGCUGGUGCAGCUGGGAUUCAUCAGUGAGGCCGACCAGAGCAGACUCAGCUGUUUACUUGAAGAGGCGUUCAGCAAGUUCCACCUUGCCCGGAACGGAGCCCUGACGGCGGUGACCGUGUCGUCCUAGCAGCCCCUCCAGGCUGGCUGGCGUUGCUUAGUUGCCCGUGACCCUUUUCUGAGUCUGUCCAUCUGUGUAGGCACCAGCAAGACCCUAGACGCUGCGCUUGGAAGCUCAUCCUGCAUGUGCCGUCGCCAGGCCCAGCGACAGUCUGCCCUGCCUACCUAUUAAAGGGGACUUUGCGAGUC